UUUUUCUUACAAGGAAACAUCGGAUACUGUGACAAAAAUUUGAUAGUUAAAAUGUUUUCUCUGCCAGAUGAAGUUCAAUUUGAUGUAUUAAAAUGCCUUAAUUUCAAUCAAUUAUGCUCUGUUAGACUAACCAAUUUUUACUUUUGCAAUUUAAUUAAUAAAUAUGAAAGAAGCUUGGCAAGAAUGAAAUUCAAAGGACUUUUCCUCAAGGUGACCCUUUUAUCUCCUUUUUACUAAAGUUUUUAGUAUUUUCGCCUCUUUUUAUCCCCUUUUUUACAUUGCCACUUUUUUAUACAUAUAAUUUUCGAAUGCGGCGCUGAGAAUACUAAUAUCAUGCUUUAGCUUCGAAUCUGGAACUGGAAUUGACAAUAAAAAAACUGGAACUGAUUUGAUAAUGGAACUGGAACUCAGAAAACUCUGUACUCCCGGUACCGAAAAAAUCAUUUGCCGAACGCUAGUCUU
Messenger RNA from Meloidogyne enterolobii, 462 nucleotides. The record is from the annotation of a GenBank genome assembly. NCBI's taxonomy places the organism in Eukaryota, Metazoa, Nematoda, Chromadorea, Rhabditida, Meloidogynidae.